Messenger RNA from Truncatella angustata, 854 nucleotides. RefSeq lists its product as uncharacterized. The transcript is spliced from 4 exons. The record is from RefSeq and is a predicted model, not a curated record. Lineage: Eukaryota; Fungi; Ascomycota; Sordariomycetes; Amphisphaeriales; Sporocadaceae. Bases 121 to 747 code for a protein of 208 amino acids.
GUACCACUACGUAGUUAUCGCUAUAUAUUUGAACAUGACCAUUGCGUACUGCGCUCUGCGUGAAGCACUUUUAUCAAUUAGUUUAUCUCAGGAUAUCGUAUAUUAUUACUACACGUCAUCAUGCCAGGCUCUAAAUACGCGUCGGUUGUUCUUCUGAUCUUAGCUGGGGUUGCUAAGUGCCAACAGACCGGCGCCAGCUAUACCGAUCCAGUGACUGGUUUCACCUUUUGGCGUUAUAUCAAUGGCGACUAUACAUUUGGUAUCACAUUUCCUGAAGAUGUCACUACCGACUUUAUCGGCCAAUUUUCAGUGACGGCCACAGCUGGUUGGGCAGGUGCAUCAUUAGGUGGAACAAUGCAAAACAGUCUCUUGCUCGUUACCUAUCCAAACGGAGAUAGCAUCACCACAUCACUGCGCCAGGCAGAUGAAUAUGCAAACCCUCACUUGAUAAAUGGAACCGAUGCAGCAAUUCACUCAAUCGCGUCAGGCACCUACGUGAACGAGACUACGUAUACAAUUACGUUCCUCUGCACCGACUGCAUUCUGACGGAUGGGCGUACAUUUUACUCUAAUGCAACUCAACCGGUCCUCGGGUGGGCGCAGAGUACGGAUGCUAUAGCUGAUCCAUCUAGCACUAAUUCGACCCUAAAUUUUCAUGAGAAAGGCUACGGCAACUGGUACUUCAACGUGGAAGAUGCGAAGUCACCAGACUUUGACAGCUGGGCAUCGCAAGCGUCUGCUGCUUAGAAGAAAAGCUUCAAGCGCACAUCUAAAAAAAACCAGAGCCAGAAGGAUAUUCCAUGGUAUGCUUGCAGCCAGCUGGUGGCCAUAUGGGAAACUGCUGGACGGUCGCC